AACCUGACGCAUUGGUUUGUGCGGCGGCUGCAAUGGCACGGUUGCUUCUAAGAUAUUUAGUUUUGGGCGGCAUGCUCUUACUUACAUUCUACUCAACUAUUAUUAACUUCAAAGAAGUGGAACGUAAGCCUAUUUUGGAAGUCCGUGAAAAAUCCAUGCGGGGCAAACGCUCAAUAGAAAAGCCAACAUCGCCGCUGCUUGCUACGCGGAGAAAGCCUCGAAAAUUAUUCGAUGGUGGCAGCUUUAGCAACGUAAGCGACAAAGACUUAGAAACAAUUCUCGAGAAUUCUUUGCUCGACGGUCAUUAUGAUGAACGGGGAAAAUACAAAAACUAUGCCAACGUUUUUCUUGCCGACAAAUAUCUAGAGCUUUCAAAAGAGGCAGCUUGCGUGGCUACGCACGGCACCGUGGACGCGAUAAAGAAAAUCUUUCAAUUCAUCAAAAACUGGAAAGGAAUGAUUUCUCUAGCGCUGUUCGCACCUUCUUACGAAUAUUUCAUCGCAAUCGUGUAUAUUAAACACUUAAGAAUGUGCCACGCUAGCAUGCGAGAUCAGAUUUCCUGGCAUUUGUCGCUUCCAAAGGAAAUUCCACCUACACUAAAGUACCUGCACUUUCUGCGCCGGAAAUUUAAUUGCUCCGUGACGGGAGUGCAAAUUACCAACUUGCUCCUCGCCGAAGUGAGCGACGAAGAUAAGAAAGAAGUGGAAAACCUGCGUUACCCUCAAAACGCGAUGCGGAACCUGGCCAGGAGGUUCUGCAAGACCGAGUGGGUGCUGUGUCCCGACGUGGACAUGGUGUUUCCGGAUACGCUACCCAACUCCGAAAGCAUGCAUUCGAAACUGAACAGGUUUUUAAAAUCCGACAAAGCAAGAAACUGCGAAAAGUGUGCCUUCGUCUUUCCCGUUUACGAAAUUGAAAAUAUGAAGGGACGAGUGCCUGAAAGCAAGGCAGCGUUGCUACAGUACCUUGCAGAGAAGAAAGCCCAGAUUUAUCACAUAACGAUCUUCGCACCUAAUCAGCUGAGCUCGAAUUUGAGUGUUUGGGAAAAGCUGCCGCUCCUGCCCGACGUUGACAUUGCUCUUCCUGUGGAUUUCAAUUUUUACUACGAACCAGUCUAUGUCACAAGGCACGGAAGUCCUAAAUUUGACGAACGCUACAUUGGCUAUGGAAUGACGAGAAAUACACAGGCACUUGAGAUGCAUCUGGAUGGCUACAGAUUUUUCGUGCUUGACUCGAUUUUCCUUUCACAUUUGUGGGGAAUUUUGGAAAACAAACCUUUGCCACAGAGUGCACCGCGAAAAAGGCAGUUGCAAUUAAACAUAAAACUGUUCUACACCUUUUUCAUUCGUGAAUUGGCCUUGAAGUAUCAAAUUAACAUAGAUAAUGAGGUACUUGCGAAAAUUGGAAGAAGGCCUACAAAAUUUACAUAUUUACCAAAGGUGAAUAUUGUUUAUUCUAACAAUAAGAGUUGAUUUGCUAUUUUAUCUAAUUUAUUUCAAUCAAGAACUUCACC
Cloeon dipterum is the source of this 1513-nucleotide messenger RNA. Its product is annotated as beta-1,4-glucuronyltransferase 1-like. Gene Ontology annotation, biological process: protein O-linked glycosylation via mannose. Bases 33 to 1472 code for a protein of 479 amino acids. The record is from RefSeq and is a predicted model, not a curated record. The transcript is spliced from 5 exons. Gene Ontology annotation, cellular component: Golgi apparatus. Lineage: Eukaryota; Metazoa; Arthropoda; Insecta; Ephemeroptera; Baetidae. Gene Ontology annotation, molecular function: glucuronosyltransferase activity.